Theileria parva strain Muguga is the source of this 1023-nucleotide messenger RNA. It is a transcript of the gene CPN21, whose product is annotated as Chaperonin 10 Kd subunit family protein. NCBI's taxonomy places the organism in Eukaryota, Apicomplexa, Aconoidasida, Piroplasmida, Theileriidae. Gene Ontology annotation, molecular function: ATP binding; protein-folding chaperone binding; metal ion binding. The record is from RefSeq and is a predicted model, not a curated record. The transcript is spliced from 6 exons. The coding region runs from base 92 to 988 and encodes 298 amino acids. Gene Ontology annotation, cellular component: mitochondrial matrix.
CUCCUGUACCCUUACUGACGCCACACAACUUGUAAGUCUACACGAUUUUGGCCAUUUAUCGUUUUUAUGUAUUAUAAUUGUUGAUAAAACAAUGGAGAUAAUUGUUAUACUUUUUAUUUUAAUCUAUAAUGUGUGUUCUAUAAAGAUUGAUUUAAACCGUCUUUCCACAGGAUUCAUCAACUAUGGAAUCAAUUCUGGAUUUGGCACAAGAACUCACACGACUUCCAUUUAUAAAUUAAACAAACAUAAAAAUAAACCUAUUUUCAGCCUGGAAUCCAACGACGAAUCAAGUUCCCCCGGUUUCAGAAUUGGUGAUCUUCCACACCUUGGACAAAACAACUUUAAAUUGAGAGGAAUUAAAUUAGAAAACAGUGUUGUUCCACUUAGUGACUACGUUCUUAUAGUUAAAAGUGAUGCUGUUGAUGUGACUCAGUCAGGAGUAUACCUGGGCACAAAGAAAACCAGAGAUUUUAUCGGACGAGUAUUGGCAGUUGGUCCUGGAAGGUUAAAUAAAACCACAGGAGUAACCACACCGUUGAGUGUAAGUGUUGGAGAUACAGUAUUAUUCGACUCUCCAUAUGAGAGUAUAGAUCUAAAGUAUAAUGAUAAGCCUUGUGCGUUGGUCCGUGAGGAGCAAAUUUUUGCUCGAUUAAAUGUAGGAACGCACGAAUUGGAUAACAGAAUAACAUACGACAAGGUUGUGCCACUAUUUGAUAGGAUGCUGGUUCGAGUGCUUGAAAGCCCUAAAAGAACAGAAAGUGGACUGGUUAUAUCAAGUUCAAACACAAGAGAUGAGGUAGUAAAGGCCAAAAUCGUAUCGUUAGGACCAGGAAGUUACACAGAGAGUGGUAAACUAGUGCCAAUUGUUGGACUGUCAGUUGGCGACACUGUGUUGUACAGACACAACGAGUAUGAUUCUGGAGAAUUCACCUCUAACAAUGUAAAUUAUGCUUUUGUAAGAAGGGAUGCAGUUUUAGGAAAAUUGUGAAAAAUAUUUUUAAAUUUUAAUCUAAUCCCUCAUUA